Messenger RNA from Oncorhynchus tshawytscha (Chinook salmon), 3360 nucleotides. Its product is annotated as neurofilament medium polypeptide-like. Gene Ontology annotation, molecular function: structural constituent of cytoskeleton. Gene Ontology annotation, cellular component: intermediate filament; axon; cytoplasm. NCBI's taxonomy places the organism in Eukaryota, Metazoa, Chordata, Actinopteri, Salmoniformes, Salmonidae. The transcript is spliced from 3 exons. The record is from RefSeq and is a predicted model, not a curated record. Bases 169 to 3360 code for a protein of 1063 amino acids. Gene Ontology annotation, biological process: neurofilament bundle assembly.
GAGAGAGAUAGACUGCGCGCGUUGGCAGGCAGUCAAGCCUACAGCUGAUUCAAUACAUUUUCAGCACUAUGGACAGUUCCAUUUUGCAGCGCGAGCGGACAGAGGGGGUAUAAAAGAUAGGAGCAGCGCUACUUAGCCUACCAACACCGCUGAGACAACUGAGGCAACAUGAGCCACCAAAUUGAGUAUCGGUCGGGUUCUCCACAUAGAGGAGCUCAAGAUGACUAUUCCCGCUAUCAACACAAACUGACCGGAUCCCCCUCGGCGUCCAGGACCGUUAUAGGUUUUGGGUCGGCUACCGCAUUUAUGAACAGAGGAUAUGCGACGACGCCGAAGAGCGAAUUCGGAUCGGUUCCGAGAUCGGAUAUCUUUUUAGAUUUAUCAAACACGUUUACCGGGGUGUUGACGAAAAUUAAUGAGAAAGAACUACUCCAUGGGCUGAACGGCCGUUUCACCGGGUUCAUCGAGAAGGUGCGUCAUUUGGAGCACCAAAAUGAAUUGCUCGAGAGGGAAAUCGAGGAAAUCAAACAGAAGGCACAGUCACCCGCAUCUCUGGCACAGGAGCACGAGUCGGAGCUUAUGGAUCUGAGGAAACUAGUGCAUGACAUCACCCUUCAGAAGCGUCAGAUCGUGAUAGAACAUCAGAACCUGGAGGAAGACUUCCUCACCUUGAGAGACAAAUACGAACAGGAGGCUCGUGAACGCUCGGAUGCAGAAAAAGGCAUCCUGGUGCUGAAAAAGGACGCCAACGACGCAUACCUGGCAAAACUUCAGCUGGACAAAAAAGCGCAAUCUCUGGUGGACGAGAUUCACUUCCUGAAGAAAAACCAUGAGGACGAGGUGUUGGAGAUGGUGGCCCAGAUCCACGAGUCUCAGGUGACGGUCGAGGGGCAUGCCUUUGCAAAACCCGAUAUCACUGCGGCUCUCCGGGACAUCCGUGCACAGUUGGAAGGUCACGCCGCCUCCGACAUCCUUGAGGUCGAGGAGAGUUUCCGUGUCCAGUUCACAAAGUUGACAAAAGCGGCAGAGAGCAACAGAAAGGCGCUAAAGGCAACACAGCAGGAGAUCCAGGAGAACAGGAGGCGCUUCCAAGGGAAGAACAUUGAACUGGACUGCGCGAAAGGAACGAGAGAGGCCCUGGAAAAACAACUACUUGAGCUGGAGGAGCGUCACUAUUCGGAAAUGAUUAAUUACCAGGACACUGUCAGGCAGCUGGAGAAUGAGCUGACUAAUGCUAAACUAGACAUGUCUGGCCACCUGAGAGAGUACCAGGACCUGCUGAAUGUCAAAAUGGCUUUGGAUGUGGAGAUUCUCUCUUACAGGAAACUCCUGGAGGGUGAGGAGUUCCAUCUGUCCACCAUCUCUGACACCCACAUCUCCAUGCCCUACAUCUACCGCCAGUCCCCUGUCUACACCCUGUCUUCCCUGGCCCGGCAGGGAGGGCCCACACGCAGGUCUGAGCCCCAGUACAAGUUUGUAGAGGAGAUCAUCACUGAGACCACCAGAGAGGUGGAGUCCGAGUUUGAGGAGACAGGCUCUGAGGAGACAGGAGAGGGAGAGAAGGAGGGAGAGGAGAGUGACAAAGCUGAGAGGAGGGGUAAGGAAGAGGAGGAUGAGGAGAAAGUGGAAGAUCUAGGUAAAGUGGAUCUUAAAGUGGAUGCCCCAGAGAAAGAGGGGGAACAGGAGGAAGAGUCUAAGGGCCAGCAGAUAGAAACAUCAGCAGAGGUUGAGGUAAAUGGAGAUGGAGUUAACACUAGCAAGGGAGAAAAUGUAGAGGAAGGAGAUGACAAAGGAGAGGAGGACAUUGACACAGGUGACAAUACACAAAGUGAAGUCAAAUCAGCUAAGGCCACCAGUGAGGAAGAGAAGGAAAAACUGGACACAACAGAGGAGAUAGACAGUGAGAUAAAAGAUGUGGGGGAGCCAUUAGAAAACGAUAACACCCCAAAACAUGACAAGUCCCUGCCAGAGAUUCCCAUGAAGGGUGACAUUUCCAUAGAACCCAAAAUGUCAGAGUCAGAGGAUAUUCAAACAGAAAGUUCAAUAAAGGGUGAACCACAGGUCCCCACAGAGGACAUCUCCAAAGAGCCCAAAAAGGUGUCAGAGGAGAGCAAAAAAGAAAGCCCAUCAAAAGAGAAAAAAGAGGUAGACCUGAAAGAGCAGAGCGCCCUAGCACUGGAGCAGAAGCCUGAUCAGAAGGUGCACAGAGAAUCAGACCAACUUCAAGAGGCAGAGAGUGCUGUGGCAACACACGAAGAGGAUCUCCCUGAGCCCACAGAGAAGGACAUGAAAUCCCAUGAUAUCACUGCUGAGCUGAAAAACAGCUCCACCAAGGAGACAUGGGGACAGGUGAAGUCACCAGAUGAUUCUGGUGUAAAAACUACACAGGAUGACACAACGGUAGGAGGUAACAUUUCAGCCAGACUUCCCAGCACAACAACUGAGUGUGAGGAAGAGCCUGUGCCACAGACCCCUGAAAAGGAGGUGGGUCUGACAGAGCCAAAAAUAAGCAGCAAUGAUGAUAGUGUAAAAUCUGUUGAGCAGAAUGAAUCUAAUGGCAGUGAAAAUUUCACAACAGCUGAGGAAAAAGUGAAAGAAUCUGAUACAUUCUCUAAACUAGACACAACUAUCUCCCCUAAAGAGGAAACAACCCCACAACCAGAGCCAACCGUCACCCCCAAAGAAGAAACAUCCCCAGAAAUGGACCCAAUGGUCACCCCCAAGAACGAGACAUCACCUAAAUCAGACCCCACAGUUACCCCUAAAGAAGAAACACCACAAUCAGACCCAACCAUUACCCCUAAAGAAGAACCAUCCCCUAAACCAGAACCAGCAGUCACCCUUAAUGAAGAAACUUCCCCAAAAUCAGAAUCAGCACUCACCCAUAAAGAAACUUUCCCCAAACCAGCCCCAACUAUCACCCCCAAAGAGACCUCCCCUAAACCAGAAACAACCACCACUCCUAAAGAAGGAACUUCCCCAAAUCCAGAACCAGCAAUCACGCCUAAAGAAACUUCCCCAAAACCAGCCUCAAUCAUCACCCCUAUAGAAAAAACUUCCCAAAAACUAGAGCCAGCAGUCACCCCUAAAGAAGAAACUUCCCCCAAACCAGAAUCAACCAUCACCCCAAAAUAUGAAAUAUCCCCUAAACCAGCCCCAACCGUUACCCCUAAAGAAGAAACAAGCCCAAAACCAGACCCAACCGUCACCCCUAAAGAAGAAACAAGCCCAAAACCAGACCCAAAGAAGAAACAAGCCCAAAACCAGACCCAACCGUCACCCCUAAAGAAGAAACAAGCCCAAAACCAGACCCAACCGUCACCCCUAAAGAUGAAACCCAAAACCAGAAGUCACCCCUAA